Messenger RNA from Hansenula ciferrii, 699 nucleotides. It is a transcript of the gene PAA1, whose product is annotated as polyamine acetyltransferase. The record is from RefSeq and is a predicted model, not a curated record. NCBI's taxonomy places the organism in Eukaryota, Fungi, Ascomycota, Saccharomycetes, Phaffomycetales, Wickerhamomycetaceae. The transcript has a single exon. Gene Ontology annotation, molecular function: aralkylamine N-acetyltransferase activity. The coding region runs from base 1 to 699 and encodes 232 amino acids. Gene Ontology annotation, cellular component: cytoplasm.
AUGAGUUCAGAUCUUCCUUUACAUCUAGCUAUCAGACCAUUGACUUUAGAAGACGUUGAUAAAGUAUUAGAACUAGAAGCUAUUGGAUUUCCGCCAUCUGAAAGAUGCAGUUUGAAAAGUGCCAAUUAUAGAUUAUCAGCAUGCCCUGAAUUAUCAUCUGGGCUAUUUAUUAGAGAAUUCAAAUCUAAGUACAAUACAAAAGAUCAAAAAGAUGAUGAUCAUGAUGAUGAUGAUAAAAAUAAAUCAAGUAUUGAUGAUGAUUACUUACCUGAACCAAGAACUACAAUUGUUCAUGAAAGAUUAAUUGGUCAAAUUAUAGGUACAAAAAUCUAUGGUGAUUUUGUGACUAAUGGAUCAAUGGAAGUCCCUGAACUGAACGAGAAUGGUACUCCAGUAAAUGAAGAAGAAACUAGAAAGGGUCAUAUUGAAUCAUCAAAUACUAUUGGUAUACAUUCAGUUGUUGUUCAUCCAGAAUAUCAAAAGAAAAAUUUAGCCACUUUGUUAUUACAUGAUUAUAUUCAAAAAUUAUCCAAUCAACAAGUUGGUGAAAAAAUUGCUAUUAUUGCAAAAGAAAAUUUGUUACCAUUUUAUAAUAGAAUCGGCUUCAUUACAAAAGGUUUGAGUGAUUGUAAACAUGGUGGUGAAACUUGGUAUGAUUUACAUUGUGCUUUAGCUCCUGAAGAUGAAUUAGAUGCAUAA